GAAUUGAAGGCUAAAGACCAUAUCUGCGCAUGCACUAUUUAUAGUGCAGGGGGCGGUUUAUCAGCGCAAGGAACUCAUUUCAGUGGCCGCUGACGUGAUGUGGGGGCGUCUUGUCGUUUGCUUCAAGUUGUCAGUACUGGAAAUUGAGGAGACGGCUUUUAGGAGGAUCGUUUGACACAUGAAAGAACUGGCGCCCCCUGCCUGCAUCGGUGGAAACGUGUCUACAGCGAGUCGUCCGUUGUCUACCAGAGCAGUGAUGUGACGGUAAAGAUGAGAGACCAGCAAGUCGCCGAGAAGACGGUGGCAUCCCGUUGAACAUGGCCUCCUUCAAAGUAAACAUCAAGGAAGAGGAUUGUGAGUGGGGGUCUUCCAGCCUGGCCACCCAGAAGGGCCUGCAAGUGAAGCAGGAGAACCCUGAAUGGGGGCCUCCCAGUUUGAAAGAGGAGGCGUACGACGCCAUCAAAGCAGAAACUCUGGAGCAGACGGAGACCCAAAAGGGCAACAUGUUCACCGUCAUCAAAGAGGAGGACAGUAACUCCACCUUCAGGCCUCAUCCGGUGCCCCCCAAAGAGUUGCUUGACAGGGGUCCACCUUCUGUCCGGUACAAGUCUGAGGACGGAACUCUUAAAGAGGGCGGCCUCAAAAGUGGUGAGGAAGAGGAGCAGACGCCGUUGGUGAGACGGGCUGAAACACAUUUACAACAGUGUAAUAAGUGCCCUGAUGCUCAGCCUGCUUGUCAGUUCACGACCCAGUGGAAGCAAAGUGAUGAUGAUGAUGAUGAUGAAGUCAUAAAAUCAAACUCUAAGACUGGAAAAUUGAAAUUGCGCCCUCUGCCGGUCAUAAAGUUGUCAAGGAUAGAAAUCAAGACUCAACGAAAGCAGAACACUUUAAAGCCAACGACCUUAAAUGUCUGCAAAGACUGCGGGAAAACGUUUUUUCGCAAAUCUGAUUAUAAGCAACACCUAAGGGUUCACACCGGAGAGAAGCCAUACCGCUGUGCUGAAUGUGGGAAGAAAUUCUCGCACCGAAGUCAUCUCUCCACCCACACCAGAAACCACACAGGUGAGAAGCCUUAUUCUUGUUCCGAUUGUGGCAAACAUUUCUCUCAACGAGGCAAUCUUGAAAGACAUACAAGAACUCACAGUGGGGAGAAACCCUACUGCUGUAAUGAGUGUGGAAAACGAUUCUCACAGAGAGGCAAUCUUCAGAUUCAUGCUAAAAUUCACACCGGUGAAAAGCCGUAUUUCUGUAGCAUCUGUGGAAAACAGUUCUCACAAAGCAGUAGUCUGAAGAAACAUUUGAGGAUUCACUCUAGAAAGAAGCCAAUUUGUUGUACGGAAUGCGGCAAAAACUUUCCCGAUACUCAGAAUCUGAAGCUACAUCAGAGAAUCCAUGCUGAAAUGAAGCCCCAUGGCUGUGCAGAUUGUGGAAAACGGUUCUCACUAAUCACCAGCCUUCAGAUCCACAUGAGAAUUCACAGUGCAGAAAAUGGGUUUUGCUGCUCUGAAUGUGGCAAACGAUUUUCCCGCCUCAGCAACCUUCAGUCGCACAGCAGAAUUCACACGGGUGAGAAGCCGCAUAGCUGUUUCGAAUGCGGCAAGAGGUUCUCCCACACGUGCAACCUUCAGAGACACAUCCGAAUUCACACGGGAGAGAAGCCGCACUGCUGUGCCGAGUGCGGUAAACAGUUCUCGCACAUCGGCAAUCUGCAGCGACACUCGAGAAUCCACACGGGCGAGAAGCCAUACUGCUGUGCCGAAUGUGGCAAGCAGUUCACGCAGAGGAAGACGCUUCUGGUACACCACAGAAUCCACACCGGGGAGAGACCAUAUUGCUGCGCAGAGUGUGGGAAACGCUUCACGGAGCGGAAAACCUUUCAGAUACACUACAGGCGGCGGCACGCUAGGGAGAAGCCCUAUUGUGCUCAAUGCGACAAGCACUUCUCGCAUGUUUCUAUCCUUCAGAGACACAUGGCAAGUCAUAUUUAAGAGAACAAAACAGAUGACACAACAAUAGUUGCCAGGUUCGGUCACUGGAAAAAUAUAACAAAAAAAAUAUAACCUGCUAGCAGCAGAGAGACAGAGGGACCACCCUUCAGCCCACAUAACAGAACAGGAGUAGUGUUAGUCACUUGGCACACACCGAUUCCACUGGAUGGGAUAGUUGAUGCCAGAAAGAGAAAUCGUCGUAGACAUUUCAGUACCAUGUGACUCUUCAGUGCUAAGAAAAAUAUCUAAAGUGCCAGAAAAUGCAAUCAGAGAUGCGUGACAUCUAAACUGACAUUAUCAAGCUGGUGCUCUGGUGUCCACAGGGCUUAUUAGGGGAAGCUUUCAGGCCCAUCUUGACGUCCUCCUGAUUUCAAUUUACCUCUAUUAACUAUAGAAGGUAAUGUCGUUGCCAUAUUUUUAUCGUGACCAUGAAGUGUUUUUUUUUCUUAUUUCUGCCAUGCACAUGCAGCAGGAGUGCACGUGCACUAUAUAAGAGAGACUGUGCAGACUUUAAAAGUUGGUCGAAUUUUUAAAUGGCGUGUAAUGUCACCUAUCCAAGUUCUAGGCUAAACGGUGACUGAAUGUUAAAAUGUACGGAUUUUCAGCUGGUCCCAUUCCACUCCUCUGGUUACAUCACAUACUUAACAAUCUGGGCACUCGGUCACCAUCUGCUGUUGAAACCAAGCGCAUACGCCACACGGUCAAAGGUAGGUGGACACCCACACAUCACACCAGCACAUGCUUGUUGGAUCAUCGCAUCCCAAACCUGGAGGUGGUUUUUACCCCUUUUUGGCUUUAUCAACCUCCACUCGAUAUUUGGACAUGGCUAAAGCACAAGAGCAUUAGUGAAGGUCGGGCACCGAUGUUGGCACACAGCCUAAUGGUGUUCAGGCUGCUCAAGUUCUUCCACAUUAGGUCUGUGGGAACCUCCCUUGGUGAUGCUGAGACGGCAAACUGGAAGUCCUCAAUCCUGUAGAACGGCAAGUAUUGAGAUUUCCCCUUCAUCGCCCCAGCCCUAUUGGUCCACCCUCCACCCCACUUUACAGCUGGCUCUCCUGCCAGUGGCUGACCCCAGAGUCGUCUUUCAGUCUACCAAAUGGUGAAGUGUGCUUCACCACUGCGGGGUCCGGAGACCGUGUGCUCUACAUGGCUUUGGCUGCUUUGGUGAAGCCCCCGGAAGAUAGGGUCUCAUGCUGAUGUUACUUCCACACUUUCUACUGAGGAUGGUCGAUUUCUGACACACUUGAGCACUCUGUGGUCAAAUCCUGUGAGCUUGUGUGGCUUGCCCCAUAUCGGCCGAGCUCUGCUUCUCGAUAUCAACAUAUCGCUUGGACACAGCAAUCGUAGGGAGCAGCAUUUCUUAUCCAAAUAUAUUUGUGUGUUUCACGUUUUGCAAUGAGUCGUAGGGGUAGUUUCACACAUCUCUACUGUCCACCUCUAUUUUGCCAUUUUUGUGCCUUUUUCUUAUGUAGUUUGCUCCUUUCAUUUUAUUUUAAUAAUGACAAUAACAAAAAAAAAAAAAACAGAAGAGGGGAGGGCAAACGACACUGAAUGACAGGUGGAAUCUCCAUUAGUUUGAUCGGGAGAUAAGAACGGCCUCAAUGAGCAGAAUGCCUGGAAAAUACAAAUUUCAAAACAUGACCUCCCCUCCCUGGUCCUUAACCACUGCCUGUAGUCAGAGGGACUUUUGUUGUUGCUUAGUUGUGUUUAUG
Messenger RNA from Polypterus senegalus (gray bichir), 3700 nucleotides. RefSeq names its product gastrula zinc finger protein XlCGF26.1-like. The record is from RefSeq and is a predicted model, not a curated record. Gene Ontology annotation, molecular function: DNA-binding transcription factor activity, RNA polymerase II-specific; RNA polymerase II cis-regulatory region sequence-specific DNA binding. Gene Ontology annotation, cellular component: nucleus. NCBI's taxonomy places the organism in Eukaryota, Metazoa, Chordata, Cladistia, Polypteriformes, Polypteridae. The transcript is spliced from 3 exons. The coding region runs from base 318 to 1988 and encodes 556 amino acids. Gene Ontology annotation, biological process: central nervous system development; regulation of transcription by RNA polymerase II.